AUGAGCCCAAAUACGUUGGCUCCCAAUGACAUCCUCACGGAUGACAAUUACUUUAUGUGGGAAUUCAAUGCACGCAUGGCACUCGCGCGCAAGGAUCUUUUGGAUCACGUUUUAGUUGAGACAGAGCCGGCAGUGCUACGGGAGAAUCCCGGAUGGAAAGUCGCCGAUAUGAAGGCUCUGGCUGUGCUGGCCUGGGAGGUGUUGAAGACGUUCUUUGCGAAGAGGAAUCUUCAGAACCGAGUGCAACUUCGAAAGGAACUCCAUAAGUUUGUGAUGGAGACUGGUACUAAUCUGAUUGAUCAUCUACUGAAGUUUUAUGAGCUGUGUCUAAAGCUCAGGGCGGCCGGUGACAGCAUGGAUGAUGAUGAGAAGCUGAUUUUUCUUCUGGGAAGUUUAUCAUCUGAAUACGAUGAUAUGGUGCGCAUUAUCGAGGCACACAGUAACGUGACGCUGCGGGACGAGAAAGAAAUGCUCCGUCGUGAGUAUGACACUCUUCAGAAGCGAGACAAGAAGGAAACCGCUUAUAAGGCGCAUGCUCAGCGCAAUGAACCUAGACGUUUUAAUGGGAACCGAGGACACCGUGGGCAAACAGAAAAUCAAAUCCGCUACCCAAGUUCGAGAAGAGGAAAGGCUAAUGCAAGUUUUCAAGGCAAGUGCUUUAGAUGUGGACGGCACGGACACAAACGAUCGCAGUGUCGUAACGUGAAGCCAUCGAGACCUGGUGAUGAGUUUGUUUUCUCGGCAUCCAGUGACAAAACAAUUUCGAGUUCGACUUGGUUGCUGGAUAGUGGUGCAAGUCGUCAUAUGACUGAUGACAAACGUGAAUUUGUGGAGUACGAAGAUUUAAUUACCCCAAUUUGCAUUACUGUGGCGAAUGGACAGCAGUUGAAGGCACAAGGAACAGGCACUGUGCGAUUUGUACUCGAAAAUGGUCGCACAGUCAAGCUUACGGAGGUGUUACAUGUGCCUGGUCUAGACAUGAAACUUGUGUCGGUAACAGCACUGACGGCCCGAGGCGUAAUUGUUCAGUUUAAGCACGAUCAAGCAGUUCUUAUGAGCGAUUACAUGACUGUAGCAGUGAUUAAAAGAGUGGGAAAGCUGUUUGCGUGA
Messenger RNA from Peronospora matthiolae, 1110 nucleotides. Lineage: Eukaryota; Oomycota; Peronosporomycetes; Peronosporales; Peronosporaceae. The record is from the annotation of a GenBank genome assembly.